UUCAUUUUCAUUGUUUCCGUUUCUCACUAACUCAGUCACUCCUUCUGACUCUAUCUCUCUCUCUCUCUCUCUCUCUUUAUAUGAUAUCUAUCUAUCUCACUCCCCUCGCAUCACACAACACAACUCGUUGAACCCUAAUUCGACACAGUGUAUGGUUUCCUAGGUUAUGGCUUCAGACAGUGCUUCUCGGUCCAGUUCUGCGGCCGAUUCCUACAUUGGCUGCUUGAUCAGUUUGACCUCCAAGAGUGAGAUCAGAUACGAGGGUGUUCUCUACAACAUCAACACCGAUGAGUCCAGUAUUGGCCUCAGAAACGUGCGAUCUUUUGGAACAGAAGGAAGGAAAAAGGAUGGUCCACAAAUUCCUCCAGGUGACAAGGUGUAUGAGUAUAUACUGUUCCGCGGAACAGACAUCAAGGAUUUACAGGUUAAAUCUUCUCCACCUGUCCAGCCUAUUCCACCGAUAAACACUGAUCCAGCUAUUAUUCAGUCUCAAUAUCCUCGCCCUGUCACCACAUCUGCGAGUUUACCAGCCGUAAGUGGGUCUUUGGCUGAUCUUAGUACUCAUGCCCCACAGCUCGGACAUCCUGGAUCAAAUUUUCAAGGGCCCAUGCCUUUAUAUCAACCUGGAGGGAACAUAGGGUCAUGGGGAGCGUCUUCAGCUGCCCCAAAUGCAAAUGGUGGUGGGCUUGCUAUGCCUAUGUAUUGGCAAGGAUAUUAUAGUGCCCCAAAUGGACUUCCUCCUCAUUUGCACCAGCAAUCUUUGCUUCGACCACCGCCUGGCUUAUCGAUGCCUUCAUCUAUGCAGCAACCAAUGCAGUUUCCUAAUUUUAGUCCCGCUUUGCCAACUGGGCCUUCAAAUUUGCCAGAAUUACCAUCAUCUUUACUCCCUAUGGGUACUAGUUCUGCUGGUAUAACAUCAACUUCUAUACCCUCAUCGAAUCUUGCAUCAACCUUACCUCCAGCUCCUUCUGCUACACUAGCUCCUGAAACUUUGCAAGGAUCAGUUCCAAACAGGACAUCAACUGUUUCGCUUCCAGCAGUCACACUAGCAGCUAACUUACCAUCAGUAACUCCUAGUGGUCCAGAUAUCAGUGCAUUAGCACCACUGAUUAACAAAUCUAGUGUAAUUUCUGGUUCAAGCUUGCCAUACCAAACUUUAUCCCAGAUGACUCCUGCAAUUGUUGGAUCAUCAAAUUCUACCUUGCCAUACCAAACUGUAUCCCAGACGACUCCUGCAAUUGCUGGGUCAUCAAAUUCUAUCCUGCCAUACCAAACUGUAUCCCAGAUGACUCCUGCAAUUGUAGGAUCAUCAAAUUCUACCCGUAUAGAAACACCAGUCCCUUCUCUGGUAACCCCUGGUCAAUUAUUGCAAUCUGGACCAACUGUAGCAUCUUCAUCUCAGACCUCACAAACACCUCAUAAGGAUGUUGAAGUGGUUCAGGUAUCAUCAACGUUGCCUCCAGAGACAUCUGUCCCAGUUUCUGCUGACACUCAGCCACCAAUAUUGCCUUUGCCAGUAACUUCACGGCCCAGCCAGAGGCUCGGGGGAGCGUCCAUCCAACCUCAUCAUGGCUAUGGUUAUAGGGGACGUGGAAGAGGAAGAGGAAUUGGGGGUUUACGCCCGGUUGAAAGAUUCACUGAAGAUUUUGACUUCAUGGCUAUGAACGAGAAAUUCAAAAAGGAUGAAGUGUGGGGCCAUCUAGGUAAAAGCAACAAGUCUUCAAAGGAAAAAGAGGUGGAAGAAAAUGCCAGUGAAGAUGAAAGUCAAGAUGAAGACAAUGGUGAUGUAUCAAAAGUGGAAUCGAAGCCUGUUUACAACAAGGAUGAUUUCUUCGACUCACUCUCUUGCCAUGCGCUUGACCAUGAUUCACAAAAUGGAAGGAUUAGAUAUUCUGAACAAAUUAAGAUCGAUACCGAGACAUUUGGUGAUUUUCAAAGGCACCGUGGUGGGUGGGGUGGCCGUGGUCCAUGGCGUGGUGGACGUUCUCGAGGUGGUGGUUAUCAUGGAAGGGGGUAUGGCUAUGGCGGACGAGGAAGGGGACGUGGCGUGCCCAAUCCCAAUCGUUCUUAGAUGGCAGUGUUUGUGUUUGGUUAAGUUGUGGUGGUGGUUUAGGCAGCCACCCACUAAAACAACGGUUUUUGAGGCUAUGCCUCAAUAUGGUGUUUUUUCUUAUAUCCAUUUGGUCAUAGAAUAAGUAGGACAGAUUUUUCUUGUUAUGUAGCUGCCUAAAUUUGGUUUGGUGCGAAGAUUUAAUUUGAGUUGAUAACAUGAGAAAGGCAGAAGUUUAUACUAGUCUCUUGCGAUGAAUUGUUUAUGUAUGUAAGCAAUCAGCAAGUUAUACAUUUUAGAGGCGGAUUAUCUAUCAGAUUGUUUGCAUUGUAAAUGCAAGUUAUAGUUUUUGUUAUGCGACCUUCACUCCCUCUGGCUAGAAUGUGAAAACGCUGUUCUUCAAAUCAUUGGGCAGCCCAAUCUUACAUCAUAUAAAUCAAGAUCUAAACAUGUGAGUUUUUGUAGAA
Cajanus cajan (pigeon pea) is the source of this 2517-nucleotide messenger RNA. Its product is annotated as protein decapping 5. Gene Ontology annotation, cellular component: P-body. Gene Ontology annotation, biological process: P-body assembly; cytoplasmic stress granule assembly. The record is from RefSeq and is a predicted model, not a curated record. Gene Ontology annotation, molecular function: mRNA binding. Lineage: Eukaryota; Viridiplantae; Streptophyta; Magnoliopsida; Fabales; Fabaceae.